This is a messenger RNA of Rhodamnia argentea, 912 nucleotides long. Its product is annotated as DELLA protein RGL2-like. Bases 1 to 912 code for a protein of 303 amino acids. Gene Ontology annotation, biological process: regulation of DNA-templated transcription. The record is from RefSeq and is a predicted model, not a curated record. Gene Ontology annotation, cellular component: nucleus. Gene Ontology annotation, molecular function: DNA-binding transcription factor activity; sequence-specific DNA binding. The transcript has a single exon. Lineage: Eukaryota; Viridiplantae; Streptophyta; Magnoliopsida; Myrtales; Myrtaceae.
AUGACUGUCGAUGUAGAGGAAGACAUCAUGAGGCCGAGCCUUCCAAUCAUCGCGUAUCACCAACUAGUCCCUUUUUCUCAGAUCCAGCAUUUCUCCUCGAUACAGACCAUCGUGGAGAACGUGAUGGAGGCUAAGAAAGUUCAUGUGGUUGACUUCGGAAUACGGAGCGGCAUCCAGUGGAUGAUCCUAAUUCAAGCCCUCAUGGCUCGACAAGAAUGCUCCCUAGAGCUGUUGAAGAUAACGGCAAUAGGUACUUGUUCGCAGCAAGCGAUCAAGGACACAGGUAAAAGGCUGGAGACUUUCGCUCGACUGUUCGAUGUGCCGUUUUCUUUCAAAAUGAUCAUGGUGCAGGACAUGCUAGAACUCAAGGAAGAACUUUUCGAUCUGGAUGAGGAAGAAUUCAUUGUCGUUUAUGCUGCGCUCCUCCUUAAAACGAUGAUUUCUCGGCCUGAAAGGCUUGAGUCCACCAUGAAGGCGAUUAAAAAGCUAAAGCCGUGUGUGAUGGUGGUUAUCGAAGUCGAGACGAACCACAACUCACCAGCUUUCAUAAAUCGGUUCGCUGAAGCGCUUUUCUACUACAGUGCCUACUUUGACUGUCUUGAAGAGUGUAUGGAACGAGAUCAUGAGAACAGAACAGUUCUCGAAUCUGUAUACUUUGGCCAAGGAAUUAGGACCAGACUGGCGGCUGAAGGAGAGGAAAGGAAUAGGCGGAACGUAAAAGUGGAUGUCUGGAGGGCAUUCUUCAGUCGGUUUGGAUUGGUCGAGGUAGAUUUGGGCACGGCGUCGCUGUAUCAAGCAGAUUUGAUGGCACAGAAAUUUCCAUGUGGAAGUUCUUGCACGCUCGACACGAACGGAAAAUGCCUGAUCAUCGGGUGGAAGGGCACGCCGAUUCAUUCUCUUUCCGCUUGGUGA